This is a messenger RNA of Aspergillus novofumigatus IBT 16806, 692 nucleotides long. RefSeq lists its product as uncharacterized. The record is from RefSeq and is a predicted model, not a curated record. The transcript has 2 exons. Bases 63 to 566 code for a protein of 167 amino acids. Lineage: Eukaryota; Fungi; Ascomycota; Eurotiomycetes; Eurotiales; Aspergillaceae.
GAACUAGAAGAACUCAAGCCAAAUGGUGGUUCUGGAAGAGUCAUCAAGCAAGAUAGCAAAUAAUGUUGUACAACAAGAGUGAGAUCUGGUGGAUCUGGCAUGGCACUGUUUGCAAUGUUAUUAUGCAAUAUUGCCCUUCUGGGACUAGCGGCAUCCCCGGUCUCGACCCAUCAGACGGACCGAGUGAGGUAAUAAUGAUUGAAGAUGACCAUGAAGAUAUCCAACCAACCUGCAAUGACUGGUCAAUGCCUUGUAUUCUAGUUGAGCAAUGUGAUGUGUCGACUCGUCUCCUCAUUGACCAAUUCUAUGGCGUCAGCGAGCAACCUUCAGCAAGCUCAAUGGAUGAACGAGAGUCUACUGCCUUUCUUGUUCCGGCUCUGUGGGCCCAGGCCCGCGGAUCUUUCAUCAGUCAUCAUCAGAUACCUCAGAGGCUUGAGGUAAAUGCAAGGAAGCUGAAUUCUAACAGGUUAAGCAUCUCAGCAAUUCACUGCCAUCUCAAUAAUACCUCCUUAAUGGCUGCUAUCGGACAUCCCAACACAACGGGCCCCACUGAUGAUGUCGACUGACCUCAUCUCCAGAAUCCUGAGAGAAGUCACUCGAAGUGCAUCAGAGUGGAUACAACGGUUCGAUCAACGUCUCCCGACGGGAAAUACCGACUGCAUCAGCGACAGACCACCGCUACAUCAUCAUGU